This is a messenger RNA of Aethalodelphis obliquidens (Pacific white-sided dolphin), 2667 nucleotides long. RefSeq names its product cytochrome P450 family 24 subfamily A member 1 (gene CYP24A1). Gene Ontology annotation, cellular component: mitochondrial inner membrane. Bases 617 to 2161 code for a protein of 514 amino acids. Gene Ontology annotation, molecular function: oxidoreductase activity, acting on paired donors, with incorporation or reduction of molecular oxygen; heme binding; iron ion binding. The record is from RefSeq and is a predicted model, not a curated record. Gene Ontology annotation, biological process: C21-steroid hormone biosynthetic process; cortisol metabolic process; cholesterol metabolic process. The transcript has 12 exons. Lineage: Eukaryota; Metazoa; Chordata; Mammalia; Artiodactyla; Delphinidae.
AGCCGCGCUCCGGUCACCCGAGGCCCGGCGCCCUCGCUCACCUCGCUGACUCCAUCCUACUUCCAUGCACCACCCCCAACCCCGGGUCCCGCGUCCCUCCGGGCCUGGCCAGCCGUAACCCACUCCGCCCCACUUAGCGUGCUCAUUGGCCACCCAGGGCCUGCCCUGUCUCCAUAAAUACAUGGUUCCCGGGCAUGGAGCAUGGAGAGGGACAGGAGGAAAGCGCAGCGCCAGCAGCAUCUCUUCUACCUUCCUAGACACCUCCACUUCGCUACUCCAGAGCUGGAAGUCAGACUUGCAACCAGCAGGCGGACUCACGUCCUUUCCUUUCCUCUUCCAAGAGCCACCCAACUCCCGGCUGCGCUCCUCCAGCCCCUGCGGCCAGCGCUAGGCGGGCAUCCGCUCCCUGAGGCUGCCGCGCGGUGCAGCGUCGAGCAUCCUCGCCGAGUUCCUUUCUGCUCUCUGUCCGUCUUCCGCCCUCUCCAUCACACCUGCUGCCCCUCUUUGCCUCUCUUCCGCAGAAUCGUCAAGGCCCCAGCUCUCGCCGGCGCCUCUUUAGCCACCUCGCCCUUCCCAGCCCCCGCACAUUCCCAAGCGCCCGGUCUCCCCCGCUGCCAUGAGCUCCCCCAUCGGCAAGAGCCGCUCCCUUGCCGCCUUCCUACAGGAGCUGCGCAGCCUGGGGCAGCCCCCCAGACCCGUGACAUCUACGGCGUGCGCGCCCCGUCGGCCGCGGGAGGUGCCCCUCUGCCCCAUGAUGGAACAGGGCGAGGCGCAAGACGCGGCCGCCCUGCCCGGUCCCACCAAGUGGCCACUGCUGGGCAGUCUGCUGGAGAUUCUCUGGAAAGGAGGGCUCAAGAAACAGCACGACACGCUGGCGGAGUACCACGAGAAAUAUGGCAAGAUUUUCCGCAUGAAGUUGGGUUCCUUCGACUCGGUGCACUUGGGCUCGCCGUGUCUGCUGGAAGCGCUCUACCGCACGGAGAGCGCGUACCCCCAGCGUCUGGAGAUCAAACCGUGGAAGGCCUAUCGCGACUAUCGCGAGGAGGGCUACGGACUGCUGAUCUUGGAAGGAGAAGACUGGCAGAGGGUCAGGAGUGCCUUUCAAAAGAAACUAAUGAAACCAGUGGAAAUUAUGAAGCUGGACAAUAAAAUCAAUGAGGUCUUGGCUGAUUUUACAGGUAGAAUAAGUGAGCUCUGUGAUGAGCGAGGCUGCAUUGAAGACUUGUACAGCGAGCUGAACAAAUGGUCAUUUGAAAGCAUCUGCCUUGUGCUAUAUGAGAAGAGAUUUGGGCUCCUUCAGAAGAAUGCAGGCGAUGAAGCUUUGAACUUCAUCAUGGCCAUCAAAACAAUGAUGAGCACAUUUGGGAGAAUGAUGGUCACGCCGGUCGAGCUGCACAAGAGCCUCAACACCAAGGUCUGGCAGGCGCACACUCUGGCCUGGGACACCAUUUUCAAAUCGGUCAAAUCUUGUGUCGACAACCGGUUAGAGAAAUAUUCUGAGCAGCCCAGUAUGGAUUUCAUUAGUGAUACUUAUCACCACAAUCAGCUUUCAAAGAAAGAAUUGUAUGCGGCUGUGACGGAGCUCCAGCUGGCUGCGGUGGAAACGACAGCAAACAGCUUAAUGUGGAUCCUCUUCAAUUUAUCUCGUAAUCCCCACGUGCAACAAAAGCUUCUUAAGGAAAUUCAGAGUGUACUGCCUGAGAAUCAGAUGCCACGGGCAGAGGAUUUGAGGAAUAUGCCAUAUUUAAAAGCCUGUCUGAAAGAAUCUAUGCGGCUUACCCCGAGUGUGCCAUUUACAACUCGAACUCUUGACAAAGCAAUGGUUCUGGGGGAAUAUGCUUUACCGAAAGGAACAGUAUUGAUGCUAAAUACCCAUGUGUUGGGGUCCAGUGAAGAAAAUUUUGAAGAUUCAAGUCAGUUUAGACCCGAACGAUGGCUUCAAGACAAGAAAAAGAUCAACCCUUUUGCCCAUCUUCCAUUUGGCGUUGGGAAAAGAAUGUGCAUUGGUCGCCGAUUAGCCGAGCUCCAGCUGCACUUGGCUCUCUGCUGGAUCGUCCGCAAAUAUGACAUCGUGGCCACAGACAAGGAGCCUGUGGAGAUGCUGCACUUGGGCAUCCUGGUACCCAGCCGACAGCUCCCCGUUGCUUUCCACCAGAGAUAGGAGGCCUCAGAUUUUUUUUUUUUUACCAAGACCACGAGCAGCAAUUUUUACCCUUUUGCAAGAAUGAGGCUUUGGGCUUCUGCAUGACAGGAAAGCACACAUCAAAACCCUGAGCAUGAAACAGCAUGUAAAGAACAUUUAGUCCCAGGUGUUUAUACUCUUUCUUCUGUACAAUUGUUCUAGAAGCUGUACUGUCUGUGUAGCUGAUGGUAUUUAUUAAGAUGGUAUCUGGCUCAGGGAAAGCAGAUUGUUGGAAUGCCAGGCACUCUACAGGGUAUACCGCCUGCUUACACAUAACUUACACGUAACUGACAUCAGCACCACCCUGACUUACACAGAAUUGCUCAUCAUCCUGUUUUCUCUUGUAUAGGGCAGUUGGGCACUUAUCCGUUGGUCAGGUAAAAGUCACUAAAUGGGGCUUCCCUGGUGGCGCAGUGGUUGAGAGUCCGCCUGCUGAUGCAGGGGACCCGGGUUCGUGCCUCGGUCCGGGGAGAUCCCACAUGCCG